Sciurus carolinensis (gray squirrel) is the source of this 476-nucleotide messenger RNA. It is a transcript of the gene Ndufa3, whose product is annotated as NADH:ubiquinone oxidoreductase subunit A3. The record is from RefSeq and is a predicted model, not a curated record. The transcript is spliced from 4 exons. The coding region runs from base 73 to 348 and encodes 91 amino acids. Gene Ontology annotation, cellular component: mitochondrial inner membrane. Lineage: Eukaryota; Metazoa; Chordata; Mammalia; Rodentia; Sciuridae.
CAGGUUGCGGAGGCUGCCUCAAGGACCACAAUUCCCAGGGUGCUGCACGCCUUCGCCGCCGCCGGGAGCAAGAUGGCAGCUAAGCUCGCCGCCUUCCUCAAGAACGCCUGGGCCAAGGAGCCGGUGCUGGUGGUGUCCUUCACCAUUGGAAGCCUCGCGGUAAUUCUGCCCCCACUCAGCCCCUACACCAAGUAUGCCAUCAUGAUCAACAAGGCCACACCCUACAACUACCCAGUCCUGUUUCCCUCCUUGAAUUCCCCCCAACAGCCCGCUCUUCUCUGCAGGGCCUUAGAGAUCUGCCGAUCUCAGUGGCCCACCCUCAUGUCUCACAGUACCCCUCCGAGAUGAUGGGAACAUGCCUGACGUGCCCAGCCACCCCCAGGAUCCCCAGGGCCCCAGCUUGGAGUGGCUGAAGAAACUGUGAGCACUCCAUUGACAGGAAGGAGCACCCCUGCCUAAUAAAAUGUGAAAACCAA